Messenger RNA from Microstroma glucosiphilum, 1130 nucleotides. RefSeq lists its product as hypothetical. Bases 424 to 1014 code for a protein of 196 amino acids. NCBI's taxonomy places the organism in Eukaryota, Fungi, Basidiomycota, Exobasidiomycetes, Microstromatales, Microstromataceae. The transcript is spliced from 2 exons. The record is from RefSeq and is a predicted model, not a curated record.
CGUCCGAUCUGCGAAGUUAAGCAAGGUACCGUCCAGUCAGUACUGCGGUGGGGGAUUCUCUUCUCCUUUUGCUACCCAAAUGGUUGCCUGAUUGCUACUGCUUUUCACUACGAUGGCUUUGCUUUGCGGUGUCCAGCAGCCCGAUCGCUGAGCACGAAGCAAUUCGACGGAGAUGCGAGGCGCGAUUCGCGAAUUCCGCUGUGGUGGGAACCGUCUUUUGGCUCGUUUGAGUCGGCCUUUGCCCUUUCCCAGGACCCAUGACCAAUGACCAGGCUGGAAGCAAUCGUACGUCCUGUGGGACGAAAGAAUUCUACUAGGCAGGAAAUCUACUUUGUCCUUUCACUUCAAUCUACAGUAUCCUUUGAUAAGAAGCUGGUCUUCGCCUCUCGUUCACGACUUUGAGAUAAGAAUCGCCUGCCCCGGAUGCAGUAUAUCACCCAUUUCACGGUGCUGGUGUUUGUCACUGGGCUGGUGUCGAGUCUGAUGGGUGCAUCGGCCGCACCCUCAAGGCUCGACGAUCGCACACUGCGACCGCAGGCUGUACUUCAGGAGCCUAAUAAGCCGAUAGCGGACAUCACUGCUCCAUACCUACAGAGGUCUGUAGGCACGCCAUUCUUUGACGAGAAGCCUCUGCUGAUACGAAGCUGGUCAUCAGAUCUCGAUGCCCGAGUUCAAGAAUCGCAGCGCCCUCCCCCUAUUCUGGUGCCACCGAAAAAGAGGCCAUCCUUACGAAGCCCAGUCACCCCUGAUAACAAGCCCAAGUUCAAGUCUCUGGCGAAGAUCUACAAGAAGACUGCAAACGUCCUUACUUGCCAAGUUCCGAGCCCUACGACGUCCACACCAGGAGCGUCUUCGGCUUCGUCCUCCAAGUACCCUCCUCCCCCUCCCAACUCUUCGCGCGAGUACAAGUACGGCAAGCUGGUCUCUGGGGGAAACAAGAAGUGGCUGAGCCUGAUCCGUUCAAAGUGCAAUGCAGUGCGCUACAACGUUCGCUGGAAGAAGGGUGGAUCGUAAAGGAGCCAUGGGAAUGGCCCAUGAGUUGCCAUGGCAAAGAUUUAGGAUGUGCAGUUGUCUUUGCUUCGCUGUAUGACGCCCCAAUACUACGAUCGAAAUCCUUCGGCAAAGUUUAC